UACAGAUGCACCUCAAUCUUCUAUCAGUACGUUCUACAGCCAAAAAUAAAAAACCAAGCUUCUUCUCAGAGAGAGAGAGAUGAGGGCUAUCAUCUCAAGCUAUGUAGCCAUUGAGGCUCAUCAAAUCACCCUGCUUCUCUUCUUCUUCUCGCUGUGUCUGCUCCACUCCAUUAAUAUCGUCGAAGCAACGGUCCACCACUUGAAAUGGGAGAUAAAGUACGAGUACAGAUCCCCAGACUGCUUUAAGAAGCUCGGCAUCACCAUCAAUGGCCUCAGUCCCGGCCCGACCAUCACCGCCACGCAGGGCGACACGCUCGUCGUUCAGAUCACCAACUCCUUAAUCACCGAGAACACCGCCAUCCACUGGCACGGGAUUCGCCAGCGCGGCACGCCAUGGAGCGACGGCUCUCAAGGGAUAACGCAAUGUCCAAUCCAACCAGGAGAAACUUUUAUCUAUCGUUUUGUCGUUGAUAGGGCCGGGACAUACAUAUACCACGCCCAUUACGGGAUGCAACGAUCCGCAGGGCUGCAUGGCUUAAUAAGAGUGCUGGUUCCUGAAGGUACGAAAGAGCCAUAUUCCUAUGAUGAAGAUAGAAGCAUCAUCCUUAAUGAUUGGUGGCAUAAAAGCACAAUGGAACAAUCCACAGGGCUUUUAUCAUUAAAUUUUGGCUGGGUUGGCGAGCCACAGUCUCUAUUGAUUAAUGGGAGGGGGCGAUACAACUGCUCCUUGGCCGGAACUUCUGAUGUGUGUAAUAUGACAAAUCCUGAAUGCUCGCCCUCAGUGCUGACAAUGGUUUCUGGGAAGACUUAUCUCUUUAGAAUCGCAAGUGUCACUUCCCUUUCUGCAUUGAAUUUGGAAAUAGAGGGACAUAAUAUGACUAUUGUCGAAUCUGAUAGUCAUUACGUCAAUCCGGUUACAGUGAAGAACUUAAAUAUCUACUCGGGUGAAACCUAUUCAGUCAUCGUGAAGGCAAAUCAGGACCCGUCAAGGAACUAUUGGAUUGCACUCAAUGUUGUAAGCCGAAAACCUGCCACGCCCACCGGCACGGCUAUUCUCAACUAUUAUCCCAAUCAUCCACUAAAUCCACCUCCAACCUCCCCACCGCUUGGUCCGCUAUGGAACGACACAUUAUAUCGAUUCAAUCAAAGUAAGUCGAUAAAGUCACACCCAAAUUAUAUCGAGACUCCACCACGCACCUCAGACCGACUCAUCCUUCUCCUCAAUACUCAGAACAAGAUCAAUGGCUACACCAGAUGGUCCGUCAAUAAUGUGUCAUUUAUUUUCCCCACAACACCUUAUUUAAUAGCGAUUAAAGAUAAAUUGCGACAGGUUUUUAGCCAGACUCCAGCACCAGACACCUAUGACUAUAAAAAUUAUGACAUCUACAGUGUAUCAGAAAACCCAAACGCAAUGUUAGGUGAUUCGAUCCAUAGGUUGGAGUUUAACUCGACGGUGGAUAUUAUACUACAAAAUGCAAACACGCUGAGUAAUAAUACUAGUGAGACACACCCGUGGCAUUUACACGGGCAUGAUUUUUGGGUGUUGGGAUAUGGGUUGGGUAAAUUUGACCCACGGUUUGACCUGAAGAGCUACAAUCUGGUUGACCCGAUUCAGAAGAAUACUGUGGCAGUGUACCCUUAUGGAUGGACGGCGCUGAGGCUUCGGUCUGAUAACCCGGGGGUAUGGGCUUUUCAUUGCCAUUUGGAAGCUCAUUUCUUCAUUGGGAUGGGAAUUGUUUUGGAGGAAGGGGUGGAGAAGCUUGGAAAGCUUCCUAAAGCUAUUAUGGGCUGCGGUCAGUCAAAGUCGCUUGGAGGAAGUUGAAAGAUAAAUUUUUAUUUUAAAUUUAUUCUUGG
Messenger RNA from Phalaenopsis equestris, 1854 nucleotides. RefSeq names its product L-ascorbate oxidase. The record is from RefSeq and is a predicted model, not a curated record. Gene Ontology annotation, cellular component: extracellular region. Bases 80 to 1822 code for a protein of 580 amino acids. Gene Ontology annotation, molecular function: copper ion binding; oxidoreductase activity. NCBI's taxonomy places the organism in Eukaryota, Viridiplantae, Streptophyta, Magnoliopsida, Asparagales, Orchidaceae. The transcript is spliced from 5 exons.